UGGUGUGCUGACUUGGGAAACACAGAUGACUGAUAGCAGCUCUCUCAAGCAAGGAGGUUCAGCAUUUCUACUCUCUCCAAGAAGAGGAAGCUAGAAGCAGCAACAAGAGCGUUAGCAGCAGCAGUAAUAAAAAAGAACAUGAAGCUGAAGGGCAUGGCUAUAGUCUUGGCUGUGAUAUUCUAUGCUACAGUUAUUCAAGGCCUCCCCAUGUUCAAAGGUGGGCGUUGUCUUUGCCUAGGCCCGGGAGCAAAAGCAGUGAAAGUGGCUCACAUUGAGAAAGCCACCAUAAUGUACCCCAGUAACAGCUGUUACAAAAUGGAAGUGAUUAUUACUCUGAAAGCACAGAAAGGCCAACGCUGCCUUGACCCCGGAUCAAAGCAAGCAAGCUUCAUAAUUAAGCAAGUUCAAAGAAAGAAUAAAGAAGAAAAACAUAAAGUCCUGGAAAAGAGGAUCUGAAGUCUAGAAUAGCCACUCAGGAGGCUGAGGAAGUCUGAGAUCAUCAUGUAUGCUACAACUACAGUUUCACUCAAGUACCAAGGAGAACUACUUCUUAGAAAUCCCUGCAUGGUAAUCCUUGCAGAGGUAAUUGUUUGGUGAUUCUCAAUA
Messenger RNA from Dipodomys ordii (Ord's kangaroo rat), 606 nucleotides. It is a transcript of the gene Cxcl11, whose product is annotated as chemokine (C-X-C motif) ligand 11. The transcript is spliced from 5 exons. Lineage: Eukaryota; Metazoa; Chordata; Mammalia; Rodentia; Heteromyidae. Bases 139 to 456 code for a protein of 105 amino acids. The record is from RefSeq and is a predicted model, not a curated record. Gene Ontology annotation, biological process: neutrophil chemotaxis; inflammatory response; antimicrobial humoral immune response mediated by antimicrobial peptide. Gene Ontology annotation, cellular component: extracellular region. Gene Ontology annotation, molecular function: CXCR chemokine receptor binding; chemokine activity.